ACAGCAACUGUCCUCCAGCCCUUGCCCUGAGGACACACAUCGCAGUCUGCCCCCAUAUGCUUCUGACAACCCCCACGGGACCAUCCCUCCACUGCAGCCCUGGAUGGGCAUCUCAUCAUCGAGAUGGUCCCUGAUUGACACCUUCGGACCCAACAUUUGGCAUAGUCGGCAGGAUACGGUGAGUAGCUGCCCUGCUGCCCCAAAGCACUCAGGGGAGGACUCCACUAUGUGGCUCCCGACUUCGUUGUGGUACCCGAUCGCUGAAUUCCUCACAGCCAGGGCCCCUCCUGAGGACUGGGAGGUGGUGAAGCCCACACCGGAGGCUGUACGGGAGGCUAGACCGUAUGGAGAUGAGCAUACCCAUGGCCCACCGCGAGUCAGCGGGGCAGGUUGCAUGGCUGCUCCUCUCUGUCUUGCGGAAGCAAGCGGUCACCAUAUGCGACCAGGUGCAGCAAGUGCAGCCACUGAAGCAGGCUCAGGAGGUGCUGGAACAACGGGUCCAUGCUCUGAACAAGGCUCUGGAAGGCCAGAUCUAGAGAACGAGGCAAGGGACCUCCGAGCAGCACUUAAAGACUGGGGAUGGGCUGUCAACAAGGCCAAAGUCCAAGGGCCUGGAUUGUCUGUCAAAUUCUUGGGGGUUGUCUGGUCGGGUAAGACCAAGGUUAUGCCACAGGCUGUCAUUAACAAGAUCCAGGCCUAUCUGCAUCUGGAAACAGUGAAACAGCUCCAGACCUUUUUGUGCCUCUUGGGGUAUUGGCAGGUAUUCAUACCCCACUUGGUGACCAUAAUGUGCCCCCUUUAUGGUCUGACAAAGCGGGGUGCGGUGUGGGACUGGACCUCCGGGAUGGAGGAAGCCUUUAUGGCUGCCAAAUGGGCUGUGGCUCAAGCCCAGACCUUGUGGGUUGCUGAGCCCACCCUCCCAUACCUGCUGACAGUUCACGUGCAGGACCAGGGCUUUGGUUGGGGUCUGUGGCAAACCCAUGGGACCAGGAAGGUGCCCUUGGGUUUCUGGUCUCAGCUCUGGAAACGAGCUGAGUGGAGGUACUCGUUAAUCGAGAAGCAGCCAGCGGCCAUUUAUGCAGCCCUUGUGGCCUGUGAGGCCAUCACAGGUCCUGCACCUGUGGUGGUGAAGUCCACAUACCCUGUCGAGGGUUGGCUGCAGUCAUGGUUAAGGGCACCUAGGACAGGGGUGGCCCAAACUUCCACACUGACCAAGUGGGGAGCGUAUUUGGAGCAAUGGGCCAUGUUUAGUUCCAGUCCGUUGUCCCAACAGCUUCAUGAGCUGCUGGGCCCAGUAACCUUCUGGGUGGACAAGGAAGAGGCACUUCCAGAACACCCUGUAGAGGUGGCCAGACCAUACAGGGAAGGAAAGCCAACUGUACCUGGUGGGGCAUGGUACACGGGUGGCUCCUGUUGGUGCCAGCCCCCCAGUUGGACUGCAGUGGGGUUACAGCCAGAAUCAGAGGAAUUCUGGUAUGACACCGGCCAAGGUCAGAGCAGCCAAUGGGCCAAGCUCAGGGCUGUCUGGCUGGUACUCACGCAUGAGGCAGGAGACGUGCAUGUCUGCACUGACAACUGGGCAGUGUUCCGGGGUCUCACCCUGUGGCUGCCCUGUUGGGCCACCCAGGGAUAGAUUAUAGGAUGGUCCCCCUGUGGGGACACGCCCUCUGGGAGGAUCUUUGGACACAGCAUAAAAGCCAGGCGGCUACAAUUUACCACAUCCCGGUCCAUAAGCUGUUCCUCUCCCCCUGGAAACGAUGCGGCAGACAUGCUGGCACAGGUCCGCCCUGCCUGUCCUCUGUCUUCUUCAGAGAUGAAGGAUGCCAUUAGGCGCCCUUGGUUACACUGAAAACUAGGGCAUGUAGGCCCGUGAACCAUGUGCCACGUGGCCCAGCACUGGGGCACGCCUCUGACAGUGGCAUAUGCCACAGAGGCUGUUUGAUCAUGUCCCCAGUGCGCCAACCACCACCCCCAUAGACGGUGACUGCGACUGCCUACUCAGUCUGGAAAGGUUGAGCGGGAGCCAUGCCCACUACAUGGCAGGUGGACCAUAUGGGGCUGUUUCCCCAGGCUACAGGUAAGUGGUACCUGUUUACGGUAGUCGACACUGCCACCGGCUUGGGCUUUGCGUGGCUUACUCCCACCACUUUGCAACAGGAUGCCAUACGUGCCCUGGAGCAGCUGAGCACUAUGUAUGGGCGGGCGCUCACCAUCUCGAGCAACCGGGGAACCCACUUCACAGGAGAGCGAGCUCAGCAAUGGGCAAAGAAGCAGGACAUAGAGUGGCAGCUACAUGCCCCCUAUCGCCUGCAGGCUGUGCGUAUGAUAGAAAACUUUAACUGACUGUUAAAAAAAAAAAGCCCCGGGCCCUAGGAGGGACAAGCCCAUGAAGCAAUGGGCAUCCCAAGUACCAGUAGCAUUGCAUCUACUAAAUGAACAACCACAAAAGACAGGCCAGUCACCGCUAAAUAGAGUGGUAGAGGGGUUGCCACACACCCUCAAGGUAGUGCUGGGGCCAAGCAAGUCCCAAGACUUCCCCCUAGUGCAGCAGGGAGCUUUGCUUCUGCCAACCCGGGAAGCUCUGCUGAAGACCAGACACGAACAUGGACUUGGCCAUGGAAGACUGUUGUAUCCCGGGAUCCCUGGGUUGCCUUGGUAGAACCAUGGGGGCCUGGCACUGGCCGUGGACUGCAAGUCCAGCCUUUGCUGUGCUCCUGGCCAGGUCACCUUGCAGGUCACCUUGGGGCGAGACGGAGGAGGGACUUUGCUAUGGGAUACCUUUGCAUUGGCUCUGUGGCCUUUACCUUUGUUGCAGGUCCAGGAAGUGGACUUGCCUUCCUCUGUGGUUUUGGGCAGAAAGAUGUGGUAUCACCAUCUAGGAGGCCCGCCACUGGUGGCUACCGUCCUUUCCCAGGAUGGGAAAGUGGCUUGCGUACUGCCAGAAGGCAGAGAUUUGCUGGUAAUGGUCUCUGUC
Messenger RNA from Hipposideros armiger (great roundleaf bat), 2974 nucleotides. RefSeq lists its product as uncharacterized. The coding region runs from base 104 to 1633 and encodes 509 amino acids. NCBI's taxonomy places the organism in Eukaryota, Metazoa, Chordata, Mammalia, Chiroptera, Hipposideridae. Gene Ontology annotation, molecular function: nucleic acid binding. The transcript has 3 exons. The record is from RefSeq and is a predicted model, not a curated record.